Molecule: messenger RNA, 684 nt
Organism: Caenorhabditis remanei
Lineage: Eukaryota; Metazoa; Nematoda; Chromadorea; Rhabditida; Rhabditidae
Exons: 5
Coding region: 1-684 (227 amino acids)
Source: RefSeq, a predicted model, not a curated record
AUGGGGAGUGAAGAAGAAUAUUUUAUAGUACGGUACCGAGGACCACGACAAGACCGUGAAGCAAUAUAUAACUGUUUGACUGGUAAAGCAAAUGACUUCGGUCAGUAUUCGGCAUUUCUUAAGGAUGUAAAUGUCGGUAGAGCAAAAUGCAUGAAAGAUGUCUUCGAUUUCAUCAUGCCAUCUGAAUCAACGAAUCUCAGUCGGAAACAAAACAAAUCGAACGAAAAGCGUCGGUAUUCCAAUCAAAGUCACUCGAAUUCAUCUGGAUAUUUGCAAGAAUUCCAAGAAGGAACAGACAAUUUAGAAUAUAGAGGUGAACUACGAUCAAUCCAACCCCUAUAUGCAUCAUCUUCGUCUGCUCCAGAAUCUUUGGUCGAAACUACUACAGAUAGAGAAGUGAAAGAGGAGUAUCCAGAUGCCUACCCGUAUACAUUACCGUCAACAUCCAGACAGUUUCCAAGUUAUCAACAAGUGCGAGUUCAAAACGAUGGUUAUAUGCAGCAACUACCUUCUAGAAUUCCAUAUUCUCCACAUGGUACGACUGUCAACAGAGGAAGAGCUAGAAACAAUCAGUACUACCGACCGUACCCCACCGUCACCUCUGACCAACCAAGAACUGAGUUAGUAUCAAGUCAAACACUGAAGCGACACAACAUUUGCUUCGAAAGAAAAGCGGAGCAUUAA